Arachis duranensis is the source of this 873-nucleotide messenger RNA. RefSeq lists its product as uncharacterized. The transcript has 2 exons. NCBI's taxonomy places the organism in Eukaryota, Viridiplantae, Streptophyta, Magnoliopsida, Fabales, Fabaceae. The coding region runs from base 1 to 873 and encodes 290 amino acids. The record is from RefSeq and is a predicted model, not a curated record.
AUGGCUAGUGAGGAGAGUUUUGUAUUGUUGGUUCAUCACAGAGGAUCGAUUAAGAGGAAAACACGAUCUGGUGUGAAGUUCACUGAUAAGGAUCCUCUCAGUAUUUUUAUCAGGCCUACGACAAGCUAUGAUGAGUUUGUGAAUUCUAUACUACAGAAACUUGGUCUGCAAGGCGUGAAAUGGGUCCUGUUUCAUUGUCGUCGGCAGUUUCUCGAGGUUAGGACACCUGAGCUGUUGGAGAAGUUGGUUGAUGUGGUAUCUAGCUCGGGGGGUUCGAACUGGAAUACCCACACUAUAGGCACGGUAGCUGGUUCUAACUCCAGACUUGUCGGUGCAUCUUCAUCCGUCCCUGUGAAUGAACCUCCGGUCGAGCCUGUCGCCUCCCCGUCGUUCGUUGUUGAUCUCAACUGUAGUGGAGGUGGAGAGGUUGGAAUAGUGGAUGUUGUGCCGACUUCCUUACAGUGUGCUGCCCCGGCUGGUCUGGGCGAUGCAUUGCUGGAUGAUGUUGACGAUGAUGAUGUGGAACCGGAUACCAUUGCUGAUGAUAUUGGAGCGAGUGAUCCUGCUGGGGCUGGAGGUGGUUCUAGCUUUGGCACACAGCAGUACCCUCCGCAUUUUUCAUCUUUGGACUUGGAUGCCAUGAGACAGGAGGGGGUUCCUGGGGAGCCUACUGGAUUUGGUGCUAGAGAUGGCCAGGGGUCAGCAGGUCUCACAGAGUUUCAGGUUGGUCAGCAGUUUCAGGAUAAAGAUGAGGCUGUGUUAAGUGUGAAUACGUAUAGCAUCCGACGCGGAGUACAGUACAAAGUGGUGAAUCUGACUAUCGCCAGUAUGUUGGGAAGUGUUCUGAGUUUGGGAAUGGGUGCACAUGGUUGA